Molecule: messenger RNA, 558 nt
Organism: Staurois parvus
Lineage: Eukaryota; Metazoa; Chordata; Amphibia; Anura; Ranidae
Source: the annotation of a GenBank genome assembly
UAGCAACCCAUAGAGCAGAUUGGGGUCUGUAGAAUAGGCUUUGAAUGGAGGGUGGGAGCAGGUUUAGGCUUAGUUAGGUGAUCAGGGCGCUGAUAUGGGGUAUGGCAAUGAUCAGGAUGCUGGUAUGGCAUAUGGGGUGAUCAGAACACUAGUAUGGGGUAUGGCGGUGAUCAGGGAGCUGAUAUGGGGUAUGGCAGUGAUCAGGAUGCUGGUAUGUCAUAUGGGGUGAUCAGAACACUAGUAUGGGGUAUGGCGGUGAUCAGGGUGCUGAUAUGGGGUAUGGCAGUGAUCAGGAUGCUGGUAUGGCAUAUGCGGUGAUCAGAACACUAGUAUGGGGGUAUGGCGGUGAUCAGGGCGCUGAUAUGGGGUAUGGCAGUGAUCAGGAUGCUGGUAUGGCAUAUGGGGUGAUCAGAACACUAGUAUGGGGUAUGGCGGUGAUUAGGGCGCUGAUAUGGGGUAUGGCAGUGAUCAGGAUACUGGUAUGGAAUAUGGGGUGAUCAGAACACUAGUAUAGGGUAUGACGGUGAUUAGGGUGCUGAUAUGGGGUAUGGCAGUGAU